AAAACGCCUUCCGUUUUUAGCUCUGAAUGUGAGUUUCCUAAAUUAACCCCCCCCCUCUGUAGCCAAAUUACUAAACUACCCUUAUUCUCUCCUCUCCCCUAUUUUUUCUUCCCUUCCCUUCCCUUCCCCCACCACUGCCCCCAUUUUAUCCCUCACAGACAAAAAAAAUACAAACAAACGAAAAUGGUUUUUGGGAGUGGUACAAGAAUCCUUCUUUUACUCAUCUUUUCCGUUUUUGGAGGUUAUACGGCGGCUGAGUGCAAUUUCUUCGCCGGAAGUUGGGUUGUGGAUGAGAGUUACCCGCUGUACACGGCGGCGAGUUGCCCAUUCGUUGAGCACGAGUUCAGCUGUGUCAAAAAUGGGCGUCCCGAUUUGGGUUACACAAAGUAUAGGUGGCAGCCUCUCCAUUGCGAUUUAUCCAGGUUCGAUGGAAAACUUUUCUUAGAAAAAUUAAGAGGGAAAAGCAUACUAUUCGUAGGAGACUCGCUUAGUAGAAAUCAGUGGCAAUCUUUGACAUGCAUGCUUCAUUCGGCUGUACCAGAUGCACCUUACACACUAACAAGAGUUGGAGAUGUUUCUACGUUUACUUUUACGGAAUAUGAAGUGAAAGUGAUGCUAGAGAGAAAUGUAUAUUUAGUAGAUGUGGUAAAGGAAGAGAUUGGGAGAGUGUUGAAAUUGGAUUCCAUUAACGAAGGAUCAGGUAAGCUAUGGGAAUCAAUUGACUUCCUCAUCUUCAAUACUUGGCAUUGGUGGAACCGUAGAGGACCUUCUCAACCAUGGGAUUAUAUUCAAAUAGGGAAAGAAGUGUUGAAAGAUAUGGAUAGAAUGAUAGCCUUUGAGAAGGCUGUCAGAACUUGGGGAAGAUGGGUUGAUCUAAACAUUGAUACUCAAAAAUCUAAACUCUUUUUCCAAGGGAUUUCUCCAUCUCAUUACAAUGGAACUUUAUGGGGAGAGCCAAGAGCGAAGAGUUGUGCAGGACAAAAAGAGCCAGUGUCUGGCUCUGUUUAUCCAGGCGGGUUGCCGCCGGCCGUGGAGGUGUUGAAGGGGGUGUUAAGCAAAGUAAAAAAACCGGUUCAACUAUUGGACGUGACAGAGCUAUCGUUGUUGAGAAAAGAUGGACAUCCCUCCAAUUACGGAUUAGGCGGCAGAGUUGGAUUGGAUUGUAGCCACUGGUGUCUCGCGGGUGUUCCUGAUACUUGGAAUCUUAUAUUUUACAAUCUUAUUAUUUUACCAUCUUAAUAUAUAUAUUUUUUUAAAAAAAAGUAAUUUUCCUUAUUUGUUUACACAACAAAGAAUGAUUUGGAUAAAGUUGGGGAGAAUUGUUAUUUUUUAAAAAGAGGUCCUUGUUUUGGGUGUUAAAGGGAAAUAUUGCAAACAUUUGGGUGGAUAGUAGAAAACAUUAUGUUUGGAUGCAACCUUGUUUAAUGCUUUUGCUCACUCUUUAUAUUAAGUACGGUUUGUCUAUUAUUUCAA
This is a messenger RNA of Cucumis sativus (cucumber), 1473 nucleotides long. RefSeq names its product protein trichome birefringence-like 41. The coding region runs from base 184 to 1239 and encodes 351 amino acids. Gene Ontology annotation, molecular function: O-acetyltransferase activity. The transcript is spliced from 5 exons. Gene Ontology annotation, cellular component: Golgi apparatus. NCBI's taxonomy places the organism in Eukaryota, Viridiplantae, Streptophyta, Magnoliopsida, Cucurbitales, Cucurbitaceae. The record is from RefSeq and is a predicted model, not a curated record.